GAUCAGCGAAUUUAAACUCUUAUUCCUUAUUUCGAAAUUUCUCAAAGAGCAUCGAAAAACCGGCGCCCUAGGAUUCCCUCACGCGCCGCCGCGCGGACAUUGACAAAGAGGAGAAGAUGACCAAAUGGAGAGCUUCUCGAAGCAUUCCACUCCUAAACUACAACAGGAUUUGCCUCCACCGACGAUUCCAUUUCACUACAUUUCUUUGCAGCGCCCGACCUGCUCAGCCGCAAGCUUCCUUCCGCGGCGGCGCCAGUAACAGCAGCGGAAGUUCACAAGGCAAUUCUUUUUUAGUUCCUGGUGCGACUGUGGCAACGAUACUUAUGCUUGGUGCACUUCAUGUCCGUCGCAUGUAUGAUGAUAAACAGAUUGAAGAGGCCAAGGCUAAGGGUAUCGAAUCAGAGUUUCACCCGGAUGUGAAGGCUAGAUUCUUGAGAUUGCUACCCUUGCGCUCUAUUUCACGGUUUUGGGGCUCCUUGACUGGUGUGGAACUUCCCAUUUGGUUACGGCCAUAUGUAUAUAAAGCAUGGGCUCGAGCUUUUCACUCUAACUUGGAAGAGGCUCAACUACCAUUGGAAGAAUAUGCUAGCUUAAGAGAAUUUUUUGUUCGCAAGUUGAAAGAGAGCUCCAGGCCAAUUGAUUCUGACCCUUGUUGUCUGGUCAGUCCUGUCGAUGGGACAGUUCUAAGAUUUGGUGAGUUAAGAGGACCAGGGGCUAUGAUUGAGCAAGUAAAGGGAUGUUCUUAUUCUGCUUCUUCCCUUCUUGGUGCAAACUCACAUCUUCCCAUGAUUGCCGCAGAAGAUGCUAAUGAAGAUAGUAGCAAGGAAGAGAAAACUGUGAGAGAUGUGAACCAGAAGUCAUGGUGGAGUAUUUCCUUCUUGGCUUCUCCUAAAGUUAGAGAUAAUGCAUCAUCCCGCCCACAGAAAGGCCUCUUCUAUUGUGUAAUUUACUUGAAGCCUGGAGACUACCAUCGAAUACAUUCUCCAGUAGAUUGGAAUCUUCUCCUUCGACGGCAUUUUUCUGGUCAUCUCUUUCCAAUGAAUGAGCGAGCAACGAGAACCAUCAGAAACUUGUAUGUUGAAAAUGAAAGGGUAGUGCUUGAAGGUCAGUGGAAACAAGGCUAUAUGGCUAUGGCAGCAAUUGGUGCAACAAAUAUCGGUUCCAUUGAGCUUUUCAUCGAGCCAACUCUGAAGACAAAUAACCCCCAAGAGAAACUGAUACAUUCAUUGCCGCCAGAUGAACGAUUAUAUGAACCCGAAGGCACAGGAGUGCCACUAAGGAAAGGAGAUGAGGUAGCUGCUUUUAACAUGGGAUCAACCGUGGUGUUAGUCUUCCAAGCUCCUAUUUCCCAAUCUGGUAUCAUCAAAGAAAGCUCGUCCGACUUCAGAUUUUGUAUCAAGAGAGGCGAUAGAAUCCGUAUGGGAGAACCACUGGGUAGGUGGAAUCAAUCUUAAAGGCUGGAGGGUAUUCUCUUGAACAUUCAUCUAAAGCGUUAGGUGUUAGGUUGUUUGUUCAUUCAUCCAUCCCAGGAUUUAAUGUUCAGUUCUUUCAACCUAGAUUGGAAUAUCUUGGUUUGGGAAAGAAAAACUGAUUUUUUCAACGGUAGCUUUUAAUAUAAACAGCUAUUUUUAUUUGCA
Messenger RNA from Salvia splendens (bonfire salvia), 1637 nucleotides. Its product is annotated as phosphatidylserine decarboxylase proenzyme 1, mitochondrial. Gene Ontology annotation, molecular function: phosphatidylserine decarboxylase activity. The record is from RefSeq and is a predicted model, not a curated record. Lineage: Eukaryota; Viridiplantae; Streptophyta; Magnoliopsida; Lamiales; Lamiaceae. Bases 117 to 1454 code for a protein of 445 amino acids. The transcript is spliced from 12 exons. Gene Ontology annotation, cellular component: mitochondrion. Gene Ontology annotation, biological process: phosphatidylethanolamine biosynthetic process.